This is a messenger RNA of Trichobilharzia szidati, 1715 nucleotides long. The record is from the annotation of a GenBank genome assembly. NCBI's taxonomy places the organism in Eukaryota, Metazoa, Platyhelminthes, Trematoda, Strigeidida, Schistosomatidae.
GUGCUUUCCUCAUCCCAUAUUUCAUCAGUAUAUUUCUAGCUGGUAUCCCUCUCUUCCUACUUGAGGUGACUAUUGGCCAGAUGACACAUCGUGGAGUGAUAGCGGCAUGGAAUAUCUGUCCAUUAUUUCAAGGUAUUGGUUUCGCUUGUACGCUGAUCAAUUUCUUUCUCAACUGUUAUUAUACCGUGAUAUUAUCCUGGGCAUUUCAUUUCAUAUUCUCCUCAUUUACAACUGAACUCCCAUGGACUAAAUGUGGCCAGGAAUGGAAUACACCCGCGUGUACUGUAUUUUCAAAUCAACCGAUAAAUUUAGAGGUUUCACAACAUACUAUUAAUGUUACUAAUACUGCUAUGAGUAAUCAAAGCGUACUAGAAGUUGAUGCAACUACUGAAUAUUGGGAAAAUCGUGUAUUGCGUAUCUCUGAUGGAAUACAUGACAUCGGUACUAUUCAAUGGGAUUUAGCGCUAUGCCUUCUGCUUACAUGGGUUAUCAUCUAUUUUUGUAUUUGUAAAGGGAUUAAAACGUCAGCAAAAAUUAUGUAUGUUACAGUUCUUCUGCCUUACCUAUUCAUGUUUAUUUUACUUAUUCGUACUCUCCUGCUCGAUGGAGCGUCAGUCGGAUUAAUUCAUUAUCUGAAACCUGAUUGGUCAAAAUUGACAGAUAUGACAGUAUGGUCUGAUGCUGGAACGCAAAUCUUCUUUAGUUACAGUCUUGGUCUGGGUGUGCUGACAGGUUUUGGGAGUUAUAAUAAAAUACAUCACAAUUCUUUAAGAGAUUGUUGCUUAUUCGCCGUGGCCAACACCUUUACAAGUUUACUUUCCGGUUGUAUAAUAUUCGCUACACUUGGCUAUAUGUCGCAUAUAUCGAACAUUCCGAUGAAUUUGAUUGCAGAAUCUGGUCCAGGGCUGGGAUUUGUUGUUUACCCUAAAGCUAUCGGAACAAUGCCCUUCAGUUCACUUUGGUCGAUAUGCUUCUUUUCAAUGAUUAUCUUACUUGGGAUUGAUAGCAUGUUUGGUGGCGUUGAAGGGAUCAUAACAGCUGUGGCAGAUUAUUUUCCUAAAGCAUUUGCAAAAACAUGGAUUCGUUGCACGUUUGUUGGUGGUGUAUGCAUAGUCAACUACUUAAUUGGACUAUCAAUGGUCACCAAUGGUGGAAUGUAUAUUUUCCAACUGUUCGAUUAUUACAGUGGAAGUCGUAUUAUCCUGAUCGUAGGCUUACUGGAAUCAGCAGUCAUUGGAUAUAUUUACGGCUUCAAACGUAUCUCAAAUGAUAUGAAAAGGAUGUAUGGUUUUUCCCUGAAAUGGAUUGUAUUUUUAUUUUGGUGCAUACUGACACCGAUAUUCUCGUUAAUCUUAUUCAUCAUCAGUGUUAUCGUCUAUGAAGAAUUGACCUAUAAGCGAGUUUCAUCGAAUGAACCGUAUCAUUUCCCUGGAUGGGCUGUUAAAUCUGGUUGGCUUAUGGCCAGUUCCAGUGUAUUCCUGAUACCAAUUGUUAUGAUAUAUAAAGUGCUUACAACAUCAGGAACGUUUGUUGAGCGAAUUAAAACUUUGUGUUUGCCGAUCGUGGAAAAUGAAAAUGGACUAGUCGAAAUUCCUAAAUCGAGUAUCAUCAAUUCAUCAGGCAUUGUCAACUAUCACGAUGAUCAAAAUCAUUUUGAUCAACAAGGUUCAACGUUAAUAAUGGAGAAUUCAUCAUUAAAUGUAUCACAUUUAUAA